GUGCAGCUGUUUUUGCACUUUUCAGAAGUAACGAAAGCAGAUUUGAGGAUCCACCCUUCAUUUGUAUUUUUUUAAACGUGAAAUAGAAGCUGUCUUUGUCUUUAAAGUUUGCCUGCUUUAUGAGACUUUAAUUAGCAGUUGGCAACCAUGGCAGAAGAAUAUAGAUUGCCAGUGCAGGAGAGUUCCCGGAAUAGCCUAACCUUUAAUCAGCACACUCCAUUGGGCUACGAAAUGCAGAUGCUUUGCUAUGAGUCUGGAGAUUUUCCAGAUCUUCAAGAAGAUUUCAGAAAUGCUACCUAUGAAUGUCACAGUCUGGAGCAUGAGAGCUCAAGAUAUUUUUCUCAGUGUGAAAGCAGCAGCAGAAACUACACAAAACUCGUGGACUUAAUGCAAGAAUCCAUUCACCGAUCAAAUACAACCACAUGUAAAGAAAUCCUUGCUACAGGCCGUAAAUGGGCACGUGACAUGGGAGAAAAAGCACAAAACCUGGGAAGCAAGUUUGCUGAAGCAUAUAAAACUUUAAACAGACUUCUGCAUAAUCUUUGGAUGAAACUUCCAAGUAGGGAAAAAGAAGCCCAAAACACUGCAGCCAGUGAUAAUGACAGAUGCAAUGAAAAUGUGUUCAAACAUAUGUGGAGAUUAAUUAGUAAGGCAAUCCAUCGUUUUAUAAAGUGGUUCUGCUCUCUGUGGAAAACUGGCUGCUGUGUUGGAAGUAAUACAUCAGCAACUGAAGAUGGUACCAGUGAUAGUGAGGAGCCUGAGGAAGCAGAAGAAACGAGCACAGAAUUACAAGGAGCUGUGGAUGAGCAGAUGGCACUGGCAAAACUAAAUGUGCUAUAUAAGACAAUAAAAAGCUGUCAAGAAUUGUGGGAGAGGCUUUCAAAUUGGUUCCAGGAUUUAUAUCAGAAAUUUGACAUAAUCAAAUUACAGCUUUCUCUUGGAUGUUCAGAUACUAUGACCACACAGCUGCAGUCUUGGAAAAAGAACUGGCACCGUUUGGGGGAUUUAUUUCAUGAACUGUACAAUAAAUCAUCAGCAGAAGAACAAGUACUGGAUGAAUUCCUUAAUGAUGAGCUUCCGCAACCUCUCACUGAGGAGUGGAAUAAACGAUGUGAAAAGAUCACAGCCCAGAUUCAGAAUACUGAAACUGAAAUGAGGAUGAUCUUACGUACAAUUGGACGUGGUGCUUAAUAUUGAUACAAAUGCAUUUAAUUAAAAGAAUAGAAUAUUUUUGAAUAAUAUGCCAAAUAAAAUUAAUUUUGAUUCUUAUAAAUACUGCACCCUAAUUUCAAAAUGAGCUGGAUGACAACAGCAAGGAGAUAUGGAUCCUACAAUGGACAUGUUACUAUAGGUUCGUUUGAUGGUAUGCUAAAGCAGAAUGUACAACUGCAGUAAUAAUACAUGCCGAGUCAUUAUGGGAUCCUGACUGUACUGUACUGUACAAAACAUAUAUCAUAUAAUAUAUACAGGCUAGAAACUGAAGUCCAUAAUGCCCACUACAGUGUGGCUAAAUAACAUCUAUGUCCAAAAACUAAUUCAGUCUGUCAAUGUUUUUGAAUUUUUUAGGUCAGUGGAUAACGUAUUAGAAUAGGAAGCAAUGCAGUGGGAAAAUCAAUUAGUUAAUCUGUUGUUUUUGUUCAGAGCUGUGUUAAGAUUCUGUAUAUGUAUGUGUCAGGCCUUCAAACAAAGCACUAAAGCAGAUGUCCUUCAUUAAAGGCUCUGUAUAUCAAUAAAGGUUUCUCUUUAAUGUA
This is a messenger RNA of Protopterus annectens (West African lungfish), 1751 nucleotides long. RefSeq lists its product as uncharacterized. The record is from RefSeq and is a predicted model, not a curated record. Lineage: Eukaryota; Metazoa; Chordata; Ceratodontiformes; Protopteridae. The transcript is spliced from 6 exons. Bases 148 to 1191 code for a protein of 347 amino acids.